Molecule: messenger RNA, 1794 nt
Organism: Monosiga brevicollis MX1
Lineage: Eukaryota; Choanoflagellata; Craspedida; Salpingoecidae
Exons: 3
Coding region: 1-1794 (597 amino acids)
Molecular function (GO): nucleic acid binding
Source: RefSeq, a predicted model, not a curated record
AUGAAGGCGACCCAUGCUGGUGAUGACGAGGAUGAGGAGGAUGAAGGAGCAAAAGUGCCCCUUCUGGAAACUCGGAGAUAUGAUGACAAUUUGUGUGUGUCUGGGUCAGGUUCGCUUGGCUCCCCGCGCACCGGCCGCUCCUCACGCCGGCCGCCGCCGAACGAGGUUGCAUCCCGAGGAGUAUAUGACAAAAUGGACAGUGUCACGUUGUCAGCCGUCAGUGUACCGCCCCCUGGAUCACCACGUCGCACACGGCCGUCCAGUGGGCAGACCGCCGCUAAACGCCAGAAGCGCGUCAAGCAGGUGGAUGUGGACGCUGAGCUGCUGCAGGAGGGCCGUGCGUGGGUACGACAGAAGCGGCGCGAACUUGGGCGCCAAACCUUGGCUGUGGAAGUCCUGGACGUCGUGUCCACGCAUCUCCUCUUGCGCCAUCAGGCAUGGCUGGCCUCGAAACGGCCAGGCCGACCGCCCAAGCACGAUUGGGCUCGCGAAGUCGGACAAGCCCUCGGGCGCCGAAGCAACCUCUGCAGCCGCGCCUGGCAAGCCUUUGUGGAGACUCGGGAGCUCUAUCUUCCAUCCGCACUCACUGGACCGCGUGGGUAUCAGCCCCGACGCAUCCCGCGCACCAAAGCCUUGCGUGUCGCGAUCCGCAACUUCCUUUUCGAGAAGGAAAGCCGGGGCGAACGGGUGGUUGCAGACACCCUGACCAGCUUCCUCUGCGACAACGGCUUCAUGCCACCGCACCUGCGCGAAGUGGGCGGCAAGCAGCGGCUCGCUGUCCAGCGCUGCGUGCAGCGCCUCAUCAACGAUCUGGGCUUACGCGGUCGGCGUCAAGGCACCAUCAAGAAACACCGCCGCAUUGUGUACAUGGAUGAGAGCUAUAUCCACCACCACUACCGACCCCAACACGACACACUCCACGACCCCGAGGAGACACGUGAAACAACACCCUUGCUGCACAAGGGCCAACGCUACUGCUUCAUCGGCGCCAUCAUUGGCGCCGACCCCAACGUGCCCGAGGCCGAGCGGUGCGAGGAGCACCACGCUCAACUGCUCAGCAACACAGUCCAGAUCUUCACCGGUGGGAAGCAGAGCGAGGAGACCAAGGACUAUCACGACACGUUUAAUGCUGAUUAUUUUGCGACGUGGAUGGAUGUGCUGCUUGCAGAGCUGGCGCGCAUGGGGGUUCAGAACGCCAUCAUCGUUAUGGACAAUGCCAAAUACCACAAGUCCUUGCCAGCAUCCACCCCGCGACGGUCGCAGAAGAAGGACGAUCUAGUCGCUGCCUGCCGUCAGUUGGGCCUGGACGUGGAUGGUAGCCAGACCAAGCAGGCCAUUUGGGCGCAGGUCGAGCCUUGGAUCCGAGCCAACAUCCUGCCCGUGGCCGUGACCAAGGCCGUCGCAGCGGGACAUGAGGUGCUCUUUUCUCCACCACACUACUCGGACCUUCAGCCGAUGGAGCUGAUCUGGGCUCAGGUGAAAGGCCGGGUAGGCCGGACGUACCACACAAAGCGAACCUUUAUUCAGGUCAAGGCGGCGUUACAGGCGUCAUUCCGGGACCUGAGCAAUGACGACGUGGCUGCCUGCAUUGACCACUCGUGGAAAAGGCUCGAGAAGCUCAACCACCUGCUCCAGCGCAUCGCUGACGCCGAGGGUGCCGGAAGUGACAGUGACAGCGACGACGUGUCGGACAGCGAGGCCGAGGAGGGUUUUCCACCUGGCCACGCGGCGGGGCAGUCUGACGGCACCCAAGUGUCCGACGACGCGUCUGCAAGCGACGCAGAGGACGAGUAA